Sorghum bicolor (sorghum) is the source of this 2658-nucleotide messenger RNA. Its product is annotated as organic cation/carnitine transporter 7. Gene Ontology annotation, cellular component: membrane. Gene Ontology annotation, biological process: transmembrane transport. The record is from RefSeq and is a predicted model, not a curated record. NCBI's taxonomy places the organism in Eukaryota, Viridiplantae, Streptophyta, Magnoliopsida, Poales, Poaceae. The transcript is spliced from 6 exons. Bases 938 to 2377 code for a protein of 479 amino acids. Gene Ontology annotation, molecular function: transmembrane transporter activity.
CCCUUUGCCCUUCGCCUCUUACAGAUUCCUUUGUUUGGGUUCGUCUGUCCUCCUCCUCCUCCUCCUCCACGGCUCCACCCCGCUCCCGUCGUGCCGGAGCCGAAUACCGGUGGCGGUCUCCUCUCCUGCAAGAGUGCAGCGGUGCGGGGGCACACUAGGCUAGGCAUCCAUGGUCGUUGUAUCCGUAUGCGUGCCUUCGAUCCUGAUCCGUACACACACACACUAACUAACUACCCCCAAAUAACACACGCUCUGAAAUUCGGCCCUGAACCAUGGCAAAACCAUGGUCCAUGGACCUCUAGUUCCCCACGUUCAUUUAUAGUGGUGUCUCUUUAGUCUGACAUGAGAAACCCGUGCCAAGAAAAUGUACCCAAUCAGCUGCGACACAAGAGCCGUGGCUGAAAUCAUUGUUCGCUGAUUUAUUGCCAGAGAAAAACAUUGCUGGCUGAUUUGGUGUGAGACAAAAACACUGCUGAAAUUCACCUGAACAAGCUCAAAGUCAACGCACCUGCGCAUCUUGAGCCAAAUAUACCCCGUACUAGUACCUCCCCAUCCACAAGGAAUAUACCAUGCCGUACCUCUCACUCUCAAUCUCCAAGAUUUCUGGUUUUGUGCUCGUGUUAAGGUGAUGCUGCGCAUGAGAAAUAGUUAUGCUUUCUUUGUGCUUUCAGCUUCUUUCAAUAAAGCAUGGCUCCGUUAAACUUGCUGGGUGGGUUACACUUACACUUGCCUUCUGUUUCUGAACAUUGACCUCCGUCACUGCAGUGCCAAUCGGCACUUUCUUUUUACUCCAGAAAAAAGAAAAAAGGUCAAUGCUGAUUCUGAAACUCGGAUCAGAUAGACGUUGAUACUCAUUCUACUCAUCAAAUAAGCGUUGUCAGAUCACAGUGCUACACACGCUGGUUCAGUGGUGACUGAAUCUGCAGGUGCUGCUAAUAUGGAAACAUACACCACCGAUGACGCUCUUACCCUCAUCGGGUUUGGAAAGUUCCAAGCACUUGUCCUUGCGUAUGCAGGAAUGGGUUGGCUUACAGAAGCCAUGGAGGUUAUGCUAUUAUCAUUUCUUGGACCAGUGGUGCGGGAAGAGUGGAAUGUCUCUCCCGAAGAUGAGAGCCUGCUAUCCAGUGUUGUGUUUGCUGGCAUGCUAAUUGGAGCUUGUGCCUGGGGCUUUAUUUCCGACAGAUAUGGAAGAAAGACUGUUCUAUUGCUUUCAACUCUGCUUACUAGUGGAAUGGGUUUUCUAAGUGCUUUAUCUCCUAACUACUUGUGCUUGCUGGUUCUUCGGUUUUUUGUCGGCAUAGGAGUGGGCAGUGGCCAUGUAUUUACAUCUUGGUUCUUGGAGUUCGUUCCAGCAGGAAAUCGUGGCACUUGGAUGGUUAUUUUUUCCUUUUUCUGGACUAUUGGCACAGUCUUGGAGGCUUCACUUGCAUGGGCUGUACUAUCCGCAUUAAGUUGGAGGUGGUUGCUGGCAUUGACCGCCCUGCCAUGCUUCCUCUUGCUUCCUUUCUUCAGAAUUACACCUGAGUCACCACGCUAUCUUUGUGCACAAAAUAGAAUGACUGAUGCAAGGCUUGUCCUGGAAAGAAUAGCCAUUGCAAACCAAGCAGCUCUUCCUUUGGGAGUUCUCACAUACCAUCAAGAAACAAAAACUGACUACAUCACUCAUGUUUCUGAGGAUGAACACCUUAUUCCAGUCAGAGAGAAGGAACAUACAGUUAGGAAUGCUAUUAGAUCCAAAUCUGGUGCUAUUGCUGCAUUGCGCGAGCUAUUAUCACAUAACUUGCUCAGAUCAACUCUUCUUCUUUGGUUUGUUUACUAUGCAUGUUCCUUCGCUUAUUAUGGGAUAGCAUUGCUGUCAUCACAACUAAGUGAUGUGAAUAGAAGCUGUAAAUCUGGUCUGAUCUUUGAAGUGCACCAAAACGAUGGCAAUCUUUAUAAAGAUACUUUUAUCACUAGUUUAGCAGAGAUUCCAGGCUUAAUUUUGUCCGCUCUGCUUGUUGAUCGGUUUGGCCGGAAAGCUACUAUGUGGAGCCUGAUGUUUGCAUGCUGUGCUUUCCUUGGGCCACUCGUACUUCAUCAGAAUGAGUUGUUGACAACUACUCUUCUAUUCGGAGCUCGUGCUUGUGGCACCGGUACCACAACGAUUUUAUGUCUAUAUGCCCCAGAGGUGUAUCCGACAUCUGUACGCUCAACGGGGGUCGGAAUCGCAACCGCCAUUGGUAAGAUCGGCGGGGUUAUUUGCCCACUCGUCGCCGUGGGCAUGCUGCGGAACUGCCACCAGAUGGAAGCAGUGCUGGUGUUUGAGCUGGUGCUGUUCCUCGCUGGAGUUGCGUGCAUUCUCUUCCCUGUAGAGACCAAGGGCCGAGAAAUGGACUGAAGGACGCAUGGUGUUAGCUAACUCAGGACACUUGGGGCGUCCAGAUGGGCUUGUGGUUCAUCAUAAUUGUGUAUAGAUACAACUAUAUCCACGACAAGUUUAGUGGAUAUAUGCAAAGACGUGUAAAGAGAAGUUAUAAUCAUUACGAAAAAAGAACUAGCAAUUUGUAAUAGGAUUUAUUCUUAUCAAACGUCCUCAUCUUCAGGUAAAUAAAUUUGUAAAGUUAAGUAAACAUGUGGUGGCCAGUGAUUAUAACGAGAGGAUAUUCUCGUGGUGCUGGA